AUAAGUGGGUCCUUAUUUCAUGAUCUCCAACUAUAAAUGAAAUUUCACUCUCUUCUUUUCUUCUCAUUUAACUGGUUUGUCUUCAGCCAUUUUUUCACAAUCCUCUCAACUCAUCACUCUCCACUCUCCACUCUCUACUUUCACUUCCCAAAAUUCCCAAAAAAAAAACCUAAUUCCCAUCACCAUCAUCAUUGAUGGAGCAUCAUUCCUUCUCUUCCCAUCCAAAUUCAGGCAAUUCCUCCCCUCAAUCUCGCGAAUUGCUCGACAAUGACAAUCGUUCAUCAUUCGAUGAACUGCCGUUAUCUUCCAACGGUUACAAAGUCAAGCUCAUGAUCAGCUACGGUGGAAAAAUCCAACCUAGGUCACACGACAAUCACUUUUCAUACAUCGGCGGCGACACCAAAAUCCUCGCCGUAGAUCGCACUGUCAAAUUAUCCACUCUCAUUGUUAAGCUCUCAUCAAUGGCGAAUUCCGACGUCUGCUUCAAAUACCAACUCCCCGGUGAAGAUCUUGAUGCUUUGAUCUCAGUUACCAAUGAAGAAGAUCUCGAUCAAAUGAUGAUCGAGUACGAUCGUCUCUUUCGCGCUUCACCUAAACCAGCGAGGAUGAGGCUCUUCAUUUUUCCAAUCCCUAACAAAAAUGCAAAUGCAUCUUCUGGUUCUUCCGCCUCUGCGAUCAAUCUCACUGCCGCGGAGGACUCCAAAUCGGAAGGUAAUUGGUUCGUUGAAGCUCUCAAUUCCGUUCACGUUCAGCCGUUGGAAGAUUCUUCUCCGCCGCCAACUACGAAUCCGGAUUACCUGUUUGGAUUAGAUAAGCCGUACUCCGCGGCAAAUCAGGCGGAAUUCCCGGCGACGGUUCCGGAUUUCGCGGCGAAAGACAUGGAAUGUGGGCCCGAGACGGUUAGAGAAACCGAGAUUCAUGAAGUGCAGGCUGCGAAUAAUGAACAGCAAAUGAAAAGUGACGGAGAAAAAGGAAGAAUUAACGGCGAUGUUGACUGUUACACUACGGAAAAAGUGACGCCGUUAGUUACUAAUGUACCUGCUCAUCAUACUCAAGUUCAACUUCAUUCCGGUUCGAUUCCGGUUCAUGCUCGUGGACCGGUUCCGGUUCAUGUUUCUGGACCGGUUCAUGUUUCUGGACCGGUUCCGGUUCAUGUUUCUGGACCGGUUCCGGUUCAGUCAUCGCUUUCACCAGAAAGGUAUAAUGUGGCUAGUGGUUACUCGAUGGGGUAUCCAAAUGAAGUGUCACCGGUUUAUCUGAUCCAAACAGCUUCAGGAUUCUACCAAGCAGUGAGGCCAGUAACCGGACCUACCGGUCAACCUGUUUAUUUCGCAUAUUCACCAAUUGUGAACAAUGUUGCUUACAGUAAUGGUUCAGAUUUACCUGAUGUGGUUUCCGAGCGUAGAUAUUCGUAUUUCCCUGACAGGUCAGCAUUGCCACGGCAGGCGGCGGCACCGGGUGGUGACGGCUGGAAUUGACGGCGGACGAGUUUUUUUUUGCUGGAAGCUGUGGUUUAAGUGUUCUUUUGAUGUGUGUGCGUGAUGUGAUAUAUACUGCAUGUAUAAAAGAUUCAUUCAAUUUCUUGGUUUUGGAAUCACUAUCUGUUGGUGGUGAUAUUUUUUGGUUUUUUUCUUUCUUUUUUAUUAUUGGGAAUAUUUUGGUGUCAAAGAACAUUGAUUCUUGUGGAUAUAGGUGCAUAUUCGAAAAGAAUUCUGAAAUCGUUUUUAAUUCGAAAAAAAAAAGAAA
Molecule: messenger RNA, 1746 nt
Organism: Cicer arietinum (chickpea)
Lineage: Eukaryota; Viridiplantae; Streptophyta; Magnoliopsida; Fabales; Fabaceae
Molecular function (GO): protein binding
Source: RefSeq, a predicted model, not a curated record